Molecule: messenger RNA, 2162 nt
Organism: Hylaeus anthracinus
Lineage: Eukaryota; Metazoa; Arthropoda; Insecta; Hymenoptera; Colletidae
Gene: Pef
Product: peflin
Exons: 7
Coding region: 296-853 (185 amino acids)
Biological process (GO): COPII vesicle coat assembly
Molecular function (GO): calcium ion binding
Source: RefSeq, a predicted model, not a curated record
AAAUUUAAUUAAAUAGUAUUAUCACGAAAUUUUUACAUUUUUAAUUACUUUAAAUGCAUUCAUUUUUUAUAAUUUUAUUUUUAUUUAUAAUUCGAAGAGGAACCGAGUCGACGGAGUCGACCCUGCGUUACCUGCGUAACACAAGCGUAUAUGUUCAAUAGUUCACAAUAAUUGCGUUGCAGUUGGUUGCAGUCGUAUGGCGUUGUUCGUAUUGGUUCGUAUUGUGUUUGUGACGAAACAAAUUGACGGCGCGGUGCAAUUAAUGCCAUUCAACAAUUGAAGAAAAGCUUCGAUCAUGUCAUACCCGGCAACAAUGUUCGGGGAAGCUGAUCCUCAAGCUCAAGUAAAUCCAGAAGUGCAACAGUGGUUUGCUGCAGUUGAUAGAGAUGGUAGUGGAAAAAUUAGUGCUACAGAAUUAAAAGCUGCAUUAGCAAAUGGUCAAGGAGGCACAUUUUCAGAUACUGCUUGCAAUUUAAUGAUCGGCAUGUUUGAUAAAGAAAAGCGUGGUACAAUAGAUUUGUUUGAGUUUCAAGCUCUUUAUAAUUACAUUAAUGCAUGGUUGGGUGUCUUUCGUGGAUUUGAUCAUGAUAACUCUGGAAGUAUACAAGAAAAUGAAUUGGGUGCAGCUUUAACACAAAUGGGAUAUAGAUUAAACCCAGACUUUAUAUCAUUCCUCAUUAAAAAAAGUGAUCCUGUAGGUCAUUCUUCUAUAACUGUUGAUCAGUUUAUUGUAUUAUGUGUUCAAAUUCAAAGGUUUACAGAUGCCUUUCGAGUACGGGACACAGAACAAGCAGGAAAAAUUACUAUUGGAUUUGAAGAUUUUUUGGGUGUUGCACUUAACUGUAGCGUAUAAUACUUGCUUUUCUGAACUGUUAUUGAUUUUAUUAAAUUUAACUUCGCUUGUGUGAGGUCCAUUUCUUCAGGAUUAAAAAUCAACUGCAAUUUUAAUCCAUUUAAUAAAAGGCAGUUAUCUAUUUUUCUGGGAGUAGAUAUAAAUAAGUAUAAGCUUCUAUUUUUAACAAACAUAGUAGUAGCAGAAUGGCUAUUUUAUUUAGGAAUUAAAUUAAACAUUCAUUUUAGAUGCAGUUUAAAUUGCACAAAAUUGGAAACGAAAAUUUUCUAAUUUAUUUAUUUGUUCAAUGUAGAUUUAUUGUAUUUUAAAAAUAGAAAUUCUUUUAAAUCAGUAGUACUCUAAUAUUAUGUAAAGUAUUUUAGAAAUUUGUUACAGCUUUGUUGUAAAAUAUUGUAAUUUCAAUAACAAAAAAUAUUAACGAAACGAGUACGUUGUUUGUGUAGAUGACUAUGAACUAUACUAAUUUAGUAUGUAAAAGGUAAAUUCAAAAUCAUCCAUAUAAAAAUCAUAUAAUAUUCUGCCAGCGAUCGACUCGCCGUCUAGAGACCAAUACUCUGAAGCUCAAUUGCGUGAGUAUGAGAGAGAACAUACUAAUGUGCGACAAGGAUAGAUCUACUGUUUUUAGUAAUGGUACUUGAAGAGUGUUACGUGGCUUUAUAUACGUUUAAACAAAAAAUGUUUAUGUUUUCAAAUACAAAUAAUGAGAUAUGCAAAAGCUUGAGAUAAUUCAUUACAUGAAGAAAGUUUAACUUAGCGAACACCUUAUUUAAAAGAUGGUUUGCAGAAUUGAUAAAUGAUGAAAGAAAUGUUUGGAAGUGUGACUUGACAUUGUCUCAUGCAAGGGAAGCACAAGAGAGAAUACAGGAAUUCAACAGAUUAAAAAGAGCAAGGCAUCUACUUGAUGCUAUUUUCCUCACAAAUGAAUUAAUUUCAGAUGGUUCUGAUGUGGAAAUAUUGAGUCUUGCUGGCACAAUAAUAAAGAGAUUGAAAGGGUUAGGAGUGUUUAAUACACUAAUAGAAAAUUCAACCAACCAUGUAAAAGUGUCAAUGUUAAAACCCUCUCAUUCUGGUAUAUAUCACUGUUGUACAUUCUGUUCAAGUGGUGGUAAAAAAGAAACUGUUUGUGGUUGUGGGGGGUCUAUGCCUGGUGGAUAUCAAGGUUGUGGACAUGGUUAUAUUGGGCAUCCAGGUGUUAGUCAUUGGUCGUGUUGUGGAUCCAUUUUGAGACAUGGACAUUGCUUAGCUCUUCCAAGGCACAAAUUCCAACUGUUACUUUGACGCUGUUGGUUUCAAAUAAAUUUUAUUUUUU